ACUAACAAUCAAAACUCGAAAAGAAAAGAGAAUAAUAAUAAUAACAAUGGCGAUGGCCAAGCCUGUUAUCAUGUUUGCUUCAGCUGUGUGCUUGUUGUCUCUUUUCGGUUUGGCUCACUGCGAGCCUCGGCUCCUUGUGGAGGGCAAGGUCUAUUGCGACACAUGCCGCACUCAGUUUCUAACCAAGGCCAGCUACUACAUAAAAGGGGCGAGAGUGAAGUUGGAGUGCCGAGAGGACGGAAAGGAAAGCGUGACGCUGAGCGCGGAGGCCGAGACGGACGAGGCGGGAUCGUACAGGAUUCCGGUGGAGGGAGACCAUGAGGAUGAGACGUGUGGGAUUCAGCUGGUGAGGAGCGAUGACCCUGUGUGCUCGGAGAUCAGCGAGGAGCCGUACCAGCAGCACAAGGCCAGAAUCAGCCUCACAACGAACAAUGGCAUCGCCUCUCCAGUCCGCCAGGCCAACCCUCUUGGCUUCCUCGUCAACCAUCCUUUUCCUGAGUGCAAAGACAUCUUACGAGAACUCGGAAUGACUCAGUCUGAUCUCGUAUGAGACUCACAAUUUCUAACCAAAACGACAACGUUUUCAUUGUAAUGUCUUAUUAUUUUCUGCAUGCUUCUCAACCAACCGCAACCAAUAAUUAAUUAAUGACUAUAUAUAGCUUAUUAUUAUUGAUUUCCUUUUUGUUAAUUUGAUCAUCACCAAGUGAUCAUUUUGUUUGU
Messenger RNA from Humulus lupulus (European hop), 720 nucleotides. RefSeq names its product olee1-like protein. Bases 47 to 550 code for a protein of 167 amino acids. Lineage: Eukaryota; Viridiplantae; Streptophyta; Magnoliopsida; Rosales; Cannabaceae. The transcript has 2 exons. The record is from RefSeq and is a predicted model, not a curated record.